This is a messenger RNA of Ilex paraguariensis (yerba mate), 1497 nucleotides long. NCBI's taxonomy places the organism in Eukaryota, Viridiplantae, Streptophyta, Magnoliopsida, Aquifoliales, Aquifoliaceae. The record is from the annotation of a GenBank genome assembly.
AUGAAGAAUUUCUUCUUGGAAAAGGACCAACUUUUCCAACAAUGGAUGGCACAUGGAUUUCUUCAACCACCGGAAGGAAGUAGUAAGUUAAUGGAGGAUAUUGGCAACGAUAAUUUUCACAUUUUGUUGCAAAAUUCAUUAUUUCAAGACAUUGAGAUGAAUGAUUAUGGCAUCAUUACACAUUGUAAGAUGCAUGAUUUGGUCCAUGACCUUGCACAAUCUAUUUCGAAAUCUGAGUGCUUUGCUCUAGAGACUGAUAUGAGAGUUGAGAUUCCGCGUGUUCGACAUUUAGCACUAUAUAAUAAUGGAGAUAGAAUUCAUACAAUUCAGGAAGAAAGUGCUAAAAAGUUGCGUACAUUAUUCUUGGGGAGUGUUGUACCUGAAAACAAGCUUUUGAACUUUAGAUGUUUGCGAGUCAUGAACUUUUGUGGGGCUCAUAUUGAAGAAUUACCAAACUCAAUAAGCACGUUGGUACAUUUAAGGUAUCUUGACUUGUCAAACACUAAAAUUAGAGUUUUUCCGGAAUCUGUUGCCAAGCUCUACAAUUUGCAAACACUAACAGCACUCAAUAUCUGGCCCUUUGUGGAGCCCCCAAAAGAAUUGAGGAAUCUGAUUAGCUUAAGACAUUUGUAUGUUGAUGACAAUCCAGAACUCCAGAUGCCACUUGGGAUGGGGAAGUUAACUUGUCUGCAAACUUUGCCAUUUUUUAAUGUGGGUCAAGAUGAGGGCCGUCUAAUUGAAGAGCUAGGAUUUUUAAAAAACCUUCGGGGCAACCUAAAGCUAUGCAAUCCCGAACACGUCGGUAGUAGAGAUGAAGCUCACAAAGCAGAUUUAUCAUGUAAGGAAAACAUAUACAACCUGAAAUUUGAAUGGAGUCUGCUAAGGGAAGAUAAUAAUAGUGAUGAGGGUGUCUUGGAAGGCCUCCAACCUUCUCCAUACUUAAAAGGCUUAGAAAUCAGUUCAUAUGCUGGUAAUAAGUUCCCAUCAUGGACAAUGAGGAUGGCAGUAAGUAUGGAUGGUGACGGAGCCUUGUUACCACUCAACAAUUUGGUGAAGCUUAAGUUAGUCAAUUCCAAAAGAUGUGAACAAAUCCCAAUGCUCGGCCAACUACUGCUCCUUCGGGAACUAGAGUUGUGUAGGAUGGACAAUAUCAAAUGCAUAGGUGAGUCCUUUUAUGGUCAUCAUUGGAAUCGGUUAGGUACCAAUCAUAGUGGGGAAGAGCCAGAGGCAUUGUUUCCUUCUUUGAGAAUAAUCAAAUUGUGUUGUAUGCCAAACCUAGAAGAGUGGAUGGAGGCAACAGACGCAAGCAUAGUACCGGUGUUUCCUUGCCUGGAGUCGUUGGAGAUUUUUUGUUGUCCUCAGUUGAAAAGUGCUCCAAGCCAUUUUGCAUGCCUUAAGGAAUUGAGAUAUAAUACUGUUAAUAGUGGCGGAGCAUUAGAAAAGAUAUGCAGCAAAUUAACUACUUUGACGGAACUCGACAUCAAACAUGUAUCAUAG